AUGAGUAUAGAGAAUUUCCCCUCGCUGAACUCCGAAGAGUUUACUGAAGCAUGCCAUCAUCUCGACAGGCAAUAUUGUCAGGCCCCACUAGGCUCCGAGCGAGCACGUUGGAAACUCAGACUCUGCAACGCACUCUGCACCGACUUUUCUUAUGGUGGAGGUUUCACGACAUAUGUUCAAAUAAGACGCCCUCUCGAAUUUGACUUGGAUCAUGGAGAUCUUUCACUAGAUUUGGACGGAUUUUCUUUCUCAGACGAGAAGGGCCCUCAUGUAUCAAUAGCGGAGGACAAGGAUAUGCUAGAUGCUGAAGAAGCAGACGAGGCUGCUCUUAUAAGACAGCGAGCUCGUCCAGAGAUUGCCAUGGUGGAAUACGAAAUUCAUCUUCACCCUACAUAUCGUGUGCCUUGCCUAUGGUUCACUCUACGCAACCUACCCGCUGAUGAGCCCGCAUUUGACGUUGACACCGUCUUCCGCCGUCUUGUGCCUGAUGAGUACAAGGCUGGUCUGCGGACACUCGGCAACGUGGGAUAUCAGCCGAUGUAA
Fusarium graminearum PH-1 is the source of this 543-nucleotide messenger RNA. RefSeq lists its product as uncharacterized. Gene Ontology annotation, molecular function: ubiquitin-like protein transferase activity. The transcript is spliced from 3 exons. The record is from RefSeq and is a predicted model, not a curated record. Bases 1 to 543 code for a protein of 180 amino acids. NCBI's taxonomy places the organism in Eukaryota, Fungi, Ascomycota, Sordariomycetes, Hypocreales, Nectriaceae.